AUGAAAGAACACAGAUGGCUGCAGCCUCCAUCAAAACGGGAAAGUCCCAGUAGAGCUGCCUUCCAAAUGACAGUCUCUGCUAGCAGAGCCGAAACAGAGCCUGGGCUCGGGUCCUGGCGAAAGGAUGGCAGCAUUAGCUUUGCAACUGCCUGGCUACCUUCUGAUGCUACCUGUUUUGAUCUGUUUCAGAAUCUUUGGGUGCCAGUUUUGAGCUUCUGGAGCAGUGUUGAUGGCAAGGUUGACAAGCUUAUGCAAAUGGUGAUCUGGCUUUCGUGGACCACCGUGUGUGCUCCCCCUCAUUCGCAGAUGUGUGCCGCCGUAUUCUCCUAUUCCCCGGUGCCUGGCUACGCUGACUGUACUGCUUUCUGUGUCCCCCAAACUGGACCACACCUUCCAGGCAUUUCUCUCCACCCACCUUUAGUUCAACACUGUGUGAAACGCCUCUAUGUCUUCUGUUGUAGUCUGUGCUUGACUCUGAUGGCCAACAGGACUCUGGGCUUAUACCCAAACAUUGCCAGAUUUGGGUAUUUCUCUGCUGCUCUGUUGGUUCCCCACUUAAUUAGCAAACUUCUAACUCUUGUGCUACUUGGUAUGGUCCAAAACCCAAAUGUGGUCAAUAGUGUUGUAGCUCCUGUGCUUGUGGGAUCUGGAUUCUUGAGAAAUACAGAAGAAAUGUCCAUUCCUUUUACAAUCUUCACUUAUUUUACCUUUCAAAAAUAUUGUUGUGAGAUUCUUGUUGUCAAUGAAUUCUAUGGACAGACUUUCAUUUGUGGCAGCUCAAAUGGUUCUGUGACAGCUAAUUCAAUAUGUAUCUCCACUCAAGAAACGGACUUCUAUGAAAACAUCUGCCCAGGUGCAACAUCUAGGUUCACUGCAAACUUUCUGAUUUUGUAUUCAUUUAUCCCAGCUUUUGUCAUCCUGGGAAUAGUCGUAUUUAAAAUAAGGGAUUAUCUCAUUAGCAGGUAG
This is a messenger RNA of Condylura cristata (star-nosed mole), 966 nucleotides long. RefSeq lists its product as uncharacterized. NCBI's taxonomy places the organism in Eukaryota, Metazoa, Chordata, Mammalia, Eulipotyphla, Talpidae. The record is from RefSeq and is a predicted model, not a curated record.